Molecule: messenger RNA, 1245 nt
Organism: Polypterus senegalus (gray bichir)
Lineage: Eukaryota; Metazoa; Chordata; Cladistia; Polypteriformes; Polypteridae
Product: histone PARylation factor 1
Exons: 8
Coding region: 115-1164 (349 amino acids)
Biological process (GO): DNA damage response; regulation of protein ADP-ribosylation
Cellular component (GO): nucleus
Molecular function (GO): histone binding; poly-ADP-D-ribose binding
Source: RefSeq, a predicted model, not a curated record
GAGCCUUGACGAGUGGACUAUCCUUCAAAGUUUUCUCCGUUCACCUUCUCGCGAGACUACGCAACACCGACGGGUCACAUAAAAUAUUGCAGGAAAGGCGCGGGAGAGAGAGUUAUGGCUUCUCGUGGCAAGAGAAAAUCUAAGGAGCAGCAGCAGCAGCAGCAGAAAUUGGAAGUUGCCAAUGUGGACGUCAAAAAGGGCCGACAGUGUGAUCCACCAGAUGUGGCUGCGGAACUCCGACAGCAGGUGGAGCGCCUGUAUCAGUUUGAAAUGCCUGCGGAUUUCUAUCACUUCUGGGUUUUUUGCAAAAAACUGAAUCCUCAGAAACCUUGUGAUGCACUGAAGUCUAGCCUAGGCAUCCAGCUGGUUGGUCCUUAUGACAUUUUAGCCGGAAAACACAAGUCUACAAAGAACGUUAAACCAAAUUAUUUUCUUCACUGGAGAUACUUCUAUGAUCCACCUGAAUUUCAAACAUUUGCAGUAGAAAAAAAUCCAACUCAGUUCCACUUAGGUUAUUACAGGGAUUCUCCGGAAGAACUUCCUGCUUUUGUUGGUUCAAAUGAAGCAAAAAAAGGCUGUUCUAUAUCCCAGAUGGGUGGCAACAUGUUUGUUGCAGUUAGAUUAUUGAUAUUGAAAAAACUUAAGGAAUGCACUGACAAAAAAAAAUCUGCUACCUUGCGCAAUCUAGACGAGGAAAUAGUGAAGACUGCUGAAAUGUUGGGGUGUUCGUUAGAACAAAAAUCCAGAGAAAUAAAGGAAAGGGAUAAAAAGGUUGUUUCCAAGACAUUUCACGGAGCAGGUAUAGUGGUUCCAGUAGAUGAAAACGGUGUUGGUUACAGAGAACUUUCUGAAUCAGAUGCUAGUCUUAAAAAGAUAUGUCGAGUUAUUGCUGAAGCACCAAAUGAUGAUGAAAGAAUUAAGGCAUUUGCCCCAAUUCAAGAAAUGAUCACUUAUGUUCAGUUUGCCAAUGAUGAAUGUGAUUAUGGAAUGGGCUUCGAAUUAGGAAUCGAUUUGUUCUGCUUUGGAUCAUAUUAUUUUCAUAAAGUUAUCGGGCAACUUCUUCCAUUGGCUUACAAUCUUCUCAAGAGAAAUCUGUUUGCAGAAAUUAUUGAAGCACAUUUAGCCAACCGGAAUCUAGAGAAUCUGGAUCAGCUCUCUGUAUGAAACAAGCAUCCUGUGUCAAAUUGUAUGUAUGUGUCAUUUGUUUAGUCUGUUUUUUUAUAUAAAUAAAAUAUUUUGAAAUAA